CAGAAAGAAUCCUGGUGAGAUGAGGGGACAGAAUAGCAACUCUACUGGUGGACUGCAGCUGAAAACUCCUAAAAGGACACAUUUGGUGAGCGUCCCGUCUUUAUCAUGUUGUUAAUCAUAUCCCGAUAUCUUCCCUCCUUUGUUAUGUCUGUUUAAGUGUAUUAUAUGUAGGCUACUACAAUUAGGGUGCUGCUAUUUAAAACCCUCGGUCACUCACGGAUCACAGACGACUAUUCUUCGGUCCAUCUGGAGUUGCAGGCACUUAAUUGUUACAAUCAAGAUAAGGUAUCCCUCUAAAGUGGUUUGAAACAAACAGUGCGCUGUUCGCUCAGUUGAUACUGUUAUACUUAUUGGCUCUUCUAAUCACCUCAGAGCAUCUGGUUGGGACAACCUUGCUAUUCUUGCAUGCUUAAUUGCUAAAUCUGUAGGAUGCUUGCUCAAGGCUGUAGGAUGCUUUGGAUUCAUGGUUUGUUGAUAAAUGUGUGCUCAAGCUUGCCAUGAUGAUCAAGCCCACAGGGCACAGACGUCAAUUCAACGUAUAUUCUAUGUUCGUUCAACGUAAUUUUAUUGAAAUGUUUUUUAAAAAAUUUUUAUUGGAUGGUGAGUUUAACAUUGCUGAGGUUCCUCCCAGUCUUGCAUGGCAUGUGUCACCAUUCAUAAUAUGUUGCACAGCAAGGCCCCUAACUUAAAUUUAGCAUAAUUCUACUUCAAAUAAGACUACAUUCAUAUAUACUUCCCUUAUAUAAGCCAAAUAAUAAUUUAUAAUAGCAAAGGUUCAAAAAUGAUUCAACAGUUGCAUUAGUAUGCUUGCCUUGACUGAAAGCUAAAACCUGUGUCUCCCAGAGGUAACACAUAGGCUUUAGCUCAGUUGACUAUACAACACAAUAUUGAAAUACCAAAAAAACUGGGUUUGAUACCAGGUUGUUUACAAAAAGCAUAGUUUGAGCCUAUAGUCACUCAGGGGGACCCCUUGUGAUUAUGUGUAAAUUAAUGUAUUUUCCUGCAGUUAAAUGUCUGGAAACAAGUCUUGAUUGGCUGUUUCAGGGUCUAAUACAAUGAAUUGCCUCUCUAAGGAAUUUUCCAUGAAUGAAAUGAAAGGCUCUGGGGUGACGUAAAGAGUAGUUAUAUUAUUUAUUAUUUAGUUUGUUCCAUGAUGAAACUUGUAUGUGCUCUGAUGGCAUUACAUAAAGACGAAUGGGAUUUGGUUAGUAAUAUAAUCCGGAGAGGUUUGAGUCGACUGCCUCUGUCUCAUGCCUUAAUCUGGUCUGAAUUGUCUGUUUGUGUCUAAUGGAACAUGGAGGUUAUUGUCAGUGGCUGUGUGUCCCAGCAGGUGGUGUGUGGCGUGGUGUGAGGGGAGAUCAUGCCCCUGGUCAAGAGGAACAUAGAGCCCCGGAACCUCUGCCGCGGGGCGCUGCCCAAGGGGAUUGGCAGUGAGCUGGAGUGCGUCACCAACAACAGUCUGUCUGCCAUCAUACGUCAGCUCAGCAGUCUAAGUAAGACACACCUUCCACACAGUCACACCCCCUCGUUAUGUACAUUAAGUAAUCACCUAUCAUUUAACCAGAUUUAUGCAUCCAUCCUCCAGAAUGGUGACCUAUACACCCACAUCCCUCAGUGUUACACUGGAAAAAUGACCAGCUUAUGCAGAUAAAUUAACUCAGUGCAUUUAAAUGUUUUUAAUGAUUGGAAUCUAUUUGGUAAAAUACAUGUUGAUAUUGACAGAUGUGUGUGUGUGUGUGUGUUUUAGUGUGGGGAGGGAUAGAGAGAAUUAGAGGAUGAGACAUCUGGUCCAUACAUACCCAUAUUACUGUGUCUGUGUGGGUUGGGAUUGUAUGAAGUCACUGGAGAUUAGAGCUUACUGUAGAGCUUAGUUUCACAGAAGCAAAUAAAGGAGUGAGGGAGAGAGGGACAGAGAGAGAGAAAGAAAGAGAUUGUGCUCUUGUCUCAGCGUUUUGACAAAUCUCAAUAAUUUGGUUGGUUGGAAAUCUCCAUCACUAAGUUGCUCCUGUCUGUUCAACUUGACCUCAACUUAUCUCUUUGCUCUUUUCUGUGUAGUAUGAAGUGUACUUCUCCAAUCAUCUUGUCUGACCAGUUGGACACGGUGAAAGUCUGUAGUAAUGACUACUCUCUGUCCUCAUGCUUCAGGUAAACAUGCAGAGGACGUCUUUGGAGAGCUGUUUAGUGAGGCUAACACCUUUUACGUGCGUGCAAACGGUCUCCAAGACCGCAUCGACCGCUUGGCUGUCAAGGUCACCCAGCUGGAUUCCACUGUGGAAGAGGGUCAGUUGGGGUCAGGGGUCAGGGGAUAAGGGAAAAAAAGAAUAAUCUUCUCUGUAAUGUUGAAAGAGAAGAACCGACUCAUUAGUUGUCCUCCUUGUCUCUGGUUCUGCAUGGCCCAUAAUCUACUUAUCUCAGUAUCUUCUUAUUGCUUACCUUUCUAUCAAUCUCACAUGCUCUGUUUUGCUCUCCAGUCUCUCUGCAGGACAUCAACAUGAGGAAGGCGUUUAAGUGUUCCACAGUCCAGGACCAGCAGGUGGUGUCCAAAAGCAGCACAUCCAACCCUGUGGCGGAGAUGUACAACACCAGCGACAAGCCUCCUCCUCUCAGCAUCCUCUCUGCCUACAGGUUUGUGUGGAUGCAUCACAAUCACCAGACGAGCUUUAACCUCCAGUCGUGACGUAUAGCUAACUAGUCUCUCUUUUGACACAGAGAUGACCACACUGAUGGGAUGAAGUUCUACACAGACCCGUCCUACUUCUUUGACCUGUGGAGAGAGAAGAUGCUGCAGGACACGGAGGAUAAGAGGAAGGAGAGAAGAAGACAACGGGUGAGAGACUCUUAAUAUCUCACUUUAAACAGCUCAUUUCUUCUUAGCAACUUGUGUAGACAAUAUCCUGUAUAACUCCACACCUAUUUGCAAAAUGACCUCGCUCUCUCUCUCAGGAGCAGAAGCGAUGUGUUGACGGCACACUUCAGCGUGAGGUGAAGAAGGUUCGUAAAGCCCGAAACCGCCGUCACGAGUGGAACAUGAUGGCGUUCGACAAAGAGCUUCGCCCAGACCAUCGCCACCCUCACUCUCUCCACCGGGGGGCGUCGUCUGAGGGCUCCCUCUCCCCGGAGAGCAGGUCAGUGGUUCCUUCCCCCAAUUAGGACUAUAUUCAUCUCUCCUGAGCAAAGGCUUCCUUCACCAUUUGCUUUCCAAAUGGCAUAUUAAAAUAUUAUCAGUGUAAAGAGUUAAUAAUAAUGACUUUUAAUGUUGACUAGAUAUGAUCUGCCAGACUACCCAACUGCUCCAGGCCUUCCCCAUGCUACAUCCAACCACACCCUGGCUCACCCCUACCAGCCUGCAGACAUCCAUGAGUCUGUGGAGCAUGAGUACCACAGCAUCGGCGUCAGCUACAGAGAGGGGACUCUCAAUCGCACACACCACCCCACCCCUCUGCAUCAUUCCACUGAGAGAAUGAAUGGCACUAUAACGCUUCCACCUGCAGACUACAGGUAUUGUGACUGUAACAAUAAGAAAUCUGUAAUAUAGGUUAGUGAAUCUGAUUUGUUUAUGCUAAUUGUUCUAAAACUGAAAACCUUCUCUCUAUCUUUCUCUCUCAGUAUAAUGGAGUACUGUGCCAGUUCCGGAACACCACCUCCUCCCCCAGCCCCUCUUAUCCCAUCUGCAGAGACAGCCUUUGGCUCUCCCAUGGUAUCCCCCACCCCCCUUACUGGAUCCUCAGGCUAUUGUCUCCCAAUGCUAUCUCCCCCAGGACCCCGUAUGAUUCCACCUCCCCCAGGUCCACCCCCACCACCAGUCCCUCCCGCCCCACCCCAACUGGCAGGACUCAGUGAUCGGAAGAGACAGGACACCCAGCCUGUCACUGGUACUCGA
Molecule: messenger RNA, 3880 nt
Organism: Coregonus sp. 'balchen'
Lineage: Eukaryota; Metazoa; Chordata; Actinopteri; Salmoniformes; Salmonidae
Source: the annotation of a GenBank genome assembly